UAUGAAAAGAGAGCUCCAGAUACUGUGGAAAAGUCGCCCGCUUUCCGGAGCGAGUCUGCAAAGCUGCCCAGAUUUACCCGAGCGAGCUGCUAGAGUUCACCGGCACGGUAGUGUGAAUGUGAAGACCUAGCGAAAUUCUCUACAGAUCCAGUGAAACUACUUCAGCACAAUGAAACAAGUCCCUCAUAUACUUUCCAGUCCUGCUGUGAAGACUUCUAAUCCGGAAGUCAGCCGUGAGUGUUCGGUGUUCUUAGGACGGGCCCAGAUUUCGGCGUCCCUACAAGAAGGGGUCAUACAGAAGCUUAACGGCCAUGAUGCGAUACCGUUUCUCCCGCCUGAUAAACUGAAGGAUCUAACCUCCCGGGUGUUUAAUGGAGAGUCGGGGGCGCAAGAAGCCAAAGUACGCUUUGAUGAACCACAAAUUCAAGGGAUUGAAACGCCACCGUCCACAAGCCCCACAAAGAACGGAUCCCCUGAAAUAAAAUUAAAAAUCACCAAGACUUACAUGAAUGGAAAGCCGCUCUUCGAGUCUUCGAUAUGCGGGGAGACGGCAGAAGAGGAAACUGCUGCCCCAGAGGAAGCUGGCGUUGAAAAGAAAAGCAAGAGGGGAAGAAAGAGAAAAAAUGUGAAGUCUGGGACCACUGAGGAGAGAGAGAGCGAUAAAACACCUGCCAAAUCUAGCGAUGCAGACUCAUCAGAGACUAAGAUUCCAUCUGAUUCAGACUCAUCAGCUGCAAAAGAUGAAGAUGACCCUUCUUGUAGAUUCUUGAUUGGAGACAUGGUGUGGUCCAAAGUUUCUGGCUAUCCAUGGUGGCCUUGUAUGGUAACGGCUGAUCCUGUCCUGCACAGCCAUACAAAGAUCAAAGGGCAAAAGAAGAAUGUUCGUCAAUAUCAUGUACAGUUCUUUGGCAAUGCUCCUGAAAGAGCUUGGAUAUUUGAGAAGAGCUUGAUGUCUUUUAAAGGAGAAUAUGAGUAUGAUCAGCUGUGCCAGGAAAGUGCAAAACAAGCACCCACUAAAGCAGAAAAGAUUAAGCUUUUAAAACCGAUAUCUGGCAAAAUCAGAGCCCAGUGGGACAUAGGUAUACAACAGGCUAAAGAAGCUCUAACAAUGACAACUGAAGAGAGGAAGGAAAAGUUUACUUUCUUUUAUGUGAAAGACCGUCCUCAUCUUAACCCAAAAGUAGCUGCGGAAGCAGGCAUCCCUUUGGAGCCAUACGAGGGAGAUGAAAAGUGCCCCGGUGGUAAGUCUGAGAGCCCGGAAAAAGAUGAUGUGCCGAGCAAGAGAAGGAGAGUGUCCCGGCUUCCAACCGCCGGCAGCCAAGAGUCCCAUCCUUCUGAUACAAAGCUUCCUGAGAGCGGAGAGUCCAAAGGUGCCGUGGCAGCCAAAAAGAGGCCUGGAGCCCAUACCCCAAGAAGCAAAAAGGGAGCCCCGACACAGUUCCUGGUAUUCUGUCAGAAGCAUAAAGAUGAGGUGAUACAGGAGCACCCAGAUGCUUCUCCUGAAGAGAUUGAAGAAUUACUUGAGUCACAGUGGAAUAUGCUCAGUGAUAAACAAAAAGCCCGUUAUAACACAAAGUUUGCAAUUGUCACCUCUCCCAAAUCAGAAGACUCUGGUACGUCAUCUAAGAGCAUCCGGGAAGCCAAGAAGAACCUGUUCCCAAAGUUACCAAAGAGGAGCUCAAGAUCAAGAAGUAAAUUGCAUGGAAAUAAACGAACCCACUUAACGAUGGUGCGCAAACGAGCCAGGGACGACGGCGCCAAGGAAGCUCCUAGAAAGCGACUUCUCGUAAAGAAAAAAGAAGCUGUAAAGGAGAAACAUCAGAAAGUCUACAAAGCCAAAGACUCAGUCCCCAUAAAACAACAAACAGCAGUGCAGCUGUCUGAUGCUUGUAAGCCACUGAAGAAGCGCAAGCGGGACCCUGAGCUUGGCAUGUCGCUGUCCGAGAACGAGGUCAGCGAUGGUCAUGGAGAUGAGAGGUCUGAGUCAACAUCAGAAAGCGCUGAUGAAUCUCAGACAGAAGCAUCCAUGCUGUCAAAGAAGUGUGAACGGAGUACAGCAAGAAAAGAAAUGGUUUGUCAGAUAUGUGAGAAGCCUGGAGACCUCCUGCUCUGUGAAGGGCUGUGCUCCUCGGCUUUCCAUUUAUCCUGCCUCGGACUUUCCUCAAAACCCUCCGGAAACUAUCAGUGCCAGGAAUGCACAUCAAAUGUCCACACGUGUUUUGUGUGCAAGAAGAAUAGUCCAGAUGUCAAACGCUGCGUGGCGUCUCACUGUGGGAAGUUUUAUCAUGAGUCUUGCCUUCAGAAGUACCCUCUCGCAGUAAUUGAUAACAAAGGCGUUCGCUGUCCUCUCCACCGCUGUGCUAGCUGCUCUGUUUCCAAUCCUUCCAACCCCAGGACAUCCAAAGGGAAACUGAUCCGUUGCAUUCGCUGCCCGGUUGCCUAUCAUGGAGGUGAUGGUUGCGUAGCUGCGGGAUGUACAUUGUUAACUCCUUCCUCUAUAAUCUGUACGGCUCAUUUCGCGGCCAAGAAGGGAAAUAGUCAUCAUGCUCAUGUCAAUGUCAGCUGGUGUUUCAUCUGCUCAAAAGGAGGGAGCCUGCUCUGUUGUGAGUCUUGCCCUGCUGCGUUUCACCCGGACUGCCUGAAUAUUGAGAUGCCGGAUGGCAGCUGGUUUUGCAACGACUGUAGAGUGGGAAAGAAGCCUCUGUUCCAUGACAUUAUUUGGGUGAAACUGGGAAACUACAGGUGGUGGCCUGCAGAGGUAUGUCACCCAAAAAAUGUUCCCCCGAAUAUCCAAAAGAUGAAGCAUGAAAUUGGUGAAUUUCCAGUGUUCUUCUUCGGCUCUAAAGAUUAUUACUGGACCCACCAAGCCAGGGUAUUUCCGUACAUGGAAGGAGACAGGGGCAGUAAACACCACGGGGGCAAAAGCAUUGGCAAAGUUUUCCGAAAUGCUCUUGAAGAAGCGGAGGCUCGCUUUUGUGAGCUGAAGCUCCAACGAGAGGCAAAGGAAACCCUUGUAAACGAAAAAAAGCCCCCACCUUAUAAGCACAUAAAGGUGAAUAAGCCUUAUGGAAAAGUUCAAGUUUACACGGCUGACAUAUCUGAAAUCCCAAAGUGCAAUUGUAAGCCUUCAAGUGAGAAGCCAUGUGGCUUUGACUCUGAAUGUCUGAACCGGAUGCUGAUGUAUGAAUGCCACCCUCAAGUAUGCCCGGCGGGCGACCGGUGUCAGAAUCAGUGCUUUACCAAACGCCAGUAUCCUGAGACCAAGAUCAUUAAAACGGAAGGAAAAGGAUGGGGUCUGAUAGCUAUACGCGAUAUUAAAAAGGGAGAGUUUGUGAACGAGUAUAUUGGUGAACUUAUAGAUGAAGAAGAAUGCAUGACGCGCAUCAGAUAUGCCCAGGAGAACGACAUUACACACUUCUACAUGCUGACCAUUGACAAGGACCGGAUUAUUGAUGCCGGACCUAAGGGGAACUAUUCCCGUUUUAUGAAUCACAGCUGUCAGCCAAAUUGUGAGACCCAGAAAUGGACGGUGAAUGGAGAUACGCGAGUCGGCCUCUUUGCAGUACGAGAUAUACCUGCAGGCGAGGAGCUGACAUUUAACUACAAUCUAGACUGCCUUGGCAAUGAGAAAACUGUCUGCAGAUGUGGGGCUCCCAACUGCAGCGGGUUCCUCGGUGACAGACCCAAGAACUCCUCUGCUGCAACUCACGAAGAAAAAACUAAAAAAGCCAAGAAGAAGCAGAAGAGACGCAGAUCCAAGCCAGAUGGAAAGAAGGAGUCUGAGGAUUACUGCUUCCGGUGUAACGAUGGCGGUGAGCUGGUCAUAUGCGACAAGAAAUUCUGCACAAAGGCUUACCACCUCUCAUGCCUGGAUUUGGUCAAAAGGCCGUUUGGGAAGUGGGAAUGUCCUUGGCAUCACUGCGAUGUUUGCGGAAAGGCUUCGGUCACGUGCUGCUCCUUAUGCCCAAAUUCCUUUUGUAAAGAUCAUGAUGGCGAAGAACAGUUCACGCGGACCGCAAAUGGACAGCUGUGCUGCUUAGAACACGACCUUGAAGAGUCCGUCUGUAGCGAAGCUGUUGAGCCGAUACCCAAGGAGCGCCCUAAAGCCAAGUACAAGAAGAAAUCCAAAAAACGAUAGUUGGCUCCGUUCUGUCGGCGGACUGCAGCGUCUACUGCACGUGUAAAUACAUGCCCGUUUGUGAAUAAGGCCAGAAAUACCCAUCGCCAUUUAAUUGCUGUAUAGUUAGCACAAAGAUUUUCAAUUCAGGACACAACGUACUCACUGAGCCAUCCCCCGGCAGCUUGCGCUGCGCCUGCACUGAACCUGAACUGUGACUGUCACAGCUCUGAAAUAUUCAGGACAAAAACAUUACCCAGCAUUACAGCAUCCGCUUCCGACGCCUCGAAUAAUGCAAAAAGUUCUUGCUUUUCUGUCAGAUCGGGCUGUGUGCGAAUGAAUGAGAUUAUUCACAAUCCUGCAGAUGUUUACUUGUUCGAACAAGACACUAUUGGCUCCAGUUAACCAUCGCUUAAGUAUUAUUUUAGUUUUAUUUUUAUAGUCCAUACGCACACCUCCCUAUAAAGCUUUUGAGGCAUAGGUACUAUUUUUUUUAUAGUUUGAGGGUGGGUUUUUUAAUCUGGAGCUCAGUUAUGUGUAUGUUUCACGCAGUGACCUCAUGCUGUGAUGGGCCGAGCGAGGCGUUUGUCCGUUUCGCUCGCCCCGUGAUGUUAGAGGUGUGAUUUUUAUUUUUAGUUUGUUGCGAUUUGAAGCAUACUUUACAUUAUUGUACCCAAGAUUGCUUUUAUAAUUUGCGAGCACAGUUCUUGAACUCCCUUGCUCAGUAGAUAUGGUGUGAUUUGUUUUAUAAAUGCACAGUUGCUACCUCACCUGGUUAAAAGAAAUAACUCAUUGAUGCUGCAGUAUGUUUGCUGCGACGAGGCGGUGAAAAUACUCCGAAACAACAAGAAAAACCUCAGAGUUCCAUCACCUCUUAAAAAGAUAGAUUACUAAUUUAUGGUGCAUUGAUGUGAAUAAAACGAGAUGAUACUUUUAUUAAUCUCACACCAGCCGUUUACCAGCAUAGCCUUUCUUCUGGCCAAACUAAUAAUUGGCACGGAUUUCAUAUUGCGUCUUCCUGUGUUUUUGUUUCUUUUUGCUCGCCAAAGCAGGCGUUGGCGCUUGGAAGGUCAAGGCGAAGCGAUGCAAAACCACUUUUUAUUAUAGCUGCUGGAGAAAAGCCUUUUUAUUAAAAUGCACGUAAGGAAA
Molecule: messenger RNA, 5266 nt
Organism: Spea bombifrons (plains spadefoot toad)
Lineage: Eukaryota; Metazoa; Chordata; Amphibia; Anura; Pelobatidae
Gene: NSD2
Product: nuclear receptor binding SET domain protein 2
Exons: 23
Coding region: 170-4138 (1322 amino acids)
Biological process (GO): regulation of DNA-templated transcription
Cellular component (GO): nucleus; chromatin
Molecular function (GO): protein binding; histone H3K36 methyltransferase activity
Source: RefSeq, a predicted model, not a curated record